Messenger RNA from Plasmodium gonderi, 900 nucleotides. RefSeq lists its product as hypothetical. The record is from RefSeq and is a predicted model, not a curated record. Lineage: Eukaryota; Apicomplexa; Aconoidasida; Haemosporida; Plasmodiidae. Bases 1 to 900 code for a protein of 299 amino acids. The transcript has a single exon.
AUGGAACGAAUAAAUUUUAUAAUUCUAUUCUCUUACAUAACACUUUUUAUUCAAUAUGCAAGCGUAUAUUCAUUUAACCAAUCCAAAGGCAAAGGGAAUAAUGUGGAUGUUUUGGGCACCACAACAAGGUCUCCCAAGGCUAAUGAAGAAGAAAGGUAUUUUAAAGCUAGAGAAAGUAUGGACGAAAUAACCAAUGCAAGAAAAGAAAGAAAUGGUUUUAAAAUAAGAAAAAACGUGAAUAAAUUGUACAGCACACUGUACCCGAACGAGAUGGAAAUGGAAGAAGAAAUUCGAGAAAAUCAAGGAUAUAAUGAACAUGUGAAGAACAAUAUGGGUAAAUAUUCCAAACACGAAAUCCAAGAUAAAAAUAAAGAUUACGAUAUUUUAAAAUCAUCCACAUAUGGCACAGCAGGGAGAAAUGGCAAUGAAGUAGUGCGACACAAUCGCGGCCGGGUUCAUUUCCCAAAUGGAAAUAUUAUGAACAAAGAACUUUCAGGGAGUUACUUGGUUUCCCCAGGGGAAUUUCUACACAACAACAGCAUCAUUGUAGAAGGUAGCAACAACGAAGAUGAGACCACCAUUGCAAAUAAUAGCAUCAAUGCAGAAGGUACCUCCAAUGGAGAAACCAGAAUCAUUACUAGUAGCUGGGGUGGAGGAGGAGGAGGAGGUAACAACGACAAGUACAUCACAGAUAAGAAAAAUGCACUCCACAUAUUAGGUAGUAGUGAAAAAAUGAAGAGUGAAUCCAAAUUUGCCAUGGUGGAUUAUUUAAAGGAUUUUUUUCAAAACUCUGAAUACAUGAAAAAGUUUCAAAGAUUCAUCGAAAUUUUUUUUAACAAAUAUGAUCAGCGUGUGUUGGAGUCCACUAUUUUUUUUAAUUUUGACGAGACGCUCUUUUAG